Messenger RNA from Xenopus laevis (African clawed frog), 1146 nucleotides. RefSeq names its product nanos homolog 3 L homeolog (gene nanos3.L). The transcript has 2 exons. The coding region runs from base 67 to 978 and encodes 303 amino acids. Lineage: Eukaryota; Metazoa; Chordata; Amphibia; Anura; Pipidae. The record is from RefSeq and is a predicted model, not a curated record.
CUGAAGCAGAUCCCCCAGAGAAAGACUUCUGCUUAGUGAUUCUUUGUGCCAAAAGCAGGAGACACCAUGAACCACUUCAACAUGUGGAAGGAUUGCCUUGGCCUGAAUACUCUUGUUAGACAGAUGGCACAGGAGAGGGCUGCAAGAGAUCCUGAGAUGCCAAGCACUGGCACAGAGAAAGAGGUGCCAAUCCAUGAAAGACAACAAGAAGUGCCAAGGAGUGGCAGAGAGCAUGAUAUGCCAUGGAGAGUCAGAGAGAAAGAGGUGCCAUGGAGAGUCAGAGAGAAAGAGAUGCCAUGGAGCAGCACAGAGAAAGAGGUGCCAUGGAGCAGCACAGAGAAAGAGGUGCCAUGGAGCGGCACAGAGAAAGAGGUGCCAAGGAGAGGCACUGAGAAAGAGGUGCCAUGGUGUGGCAGAGAGAAAGAGAUGCCAUUGGGUGGCACAGAGAAAGAGGUGCCAAGGAGAGGCACCGAGAAAGAGGUGCCAUGGAGCAGCACAGAGAAUGAGGUGCAAAGGAGCGGCACAGAGAAAGAGGUGCCAUGGAGAGGCACAGAGAAAGAGGUACCAUGUAGUGGCACAGAGAAAGAGAUGCCAUGGAGAGGCACAGAGAAAGAGGUGCCAAGAAGUAGUGGAGUCUGCCCAGGGGCCAGUACAAGGCUGUUUGUAAAGAGAAAACCAAACAUCGAAGCACGUGCCCAGGAGCAAGUUACAGUAUCCCUGGAGCCAGAGAAGCCUGGGUGCAGUUUCUGCAAACAUAAUGGAGAGUCCAUGCGCAUGUACAGCAAACACAACCUGAAGGAUAAUCAAGGCCGGGUGGUGUGUCCCAUCCUGCGCAAUUAUGUCUGCUCUCAGUGUGGUGCCACCGGGGAUAACGCUCACACCCGUCGAUUCUGCCCACUCACCCAAAUGGACUACUGUUCUGUGUACCAGGACUCUCUGCACAAUGUGACUGGUAAGAAGAACAACCGAAAGGACUGAUACACUCCAUGGGGAACGAUGUAGCCUGUAUGACAUGAGCACUGAGAGAGACAUUUAUUUAUAUGAAAAACAUGGUUCCUGUUACUUCUGGUUAUUGUUGUUUGAGCUGCACUGAGUUACCUUUGCACUAUUCCUGUUAUUUGAUUUUUAUUGAGUAAAAGAGUUGAG